This is a messenger RNA of Schizophyllum commune H4-8, 2589 nucleotides long. RefSeq lists its product as uncharacterized. The transcript is spliced from 14 exons. Bases 1 to 2589 code for a protein of 862 amino acids. Lineage: Eukaryota; Fungi; Basidiomycota; Agaricomycetes; Agaricales; Schizophyllaceae. Gene Ontology annotation, biological process: calcium ion import across plasma membrane; carbohydrate metabolic process. The record is from RefSeq and is a predicted model, not a curated record. Gene Ontology annotation, molecular function: calcium channel activity.
AUGCCGAAUUUUACGCUGUAUGUGGUGGAGACGGAGAGUGUGGAUGUGGGGAUGGCCCCGCUCCUGAGGGCGGCGUGCGUGUUGGCGGGUGCGGAGAGUGCCUCGACGGACGAUGAAGAUACGACGGACGAUGCAAGCGAGGACAGUACGGAUGCGGUUGGAGGAACGGAUGCGGUCACAGGGGAAGGAGACGGGGGAGAUGCGGCGGGCGACGGUGGAGGUGAUGAUACGACAGCGGAAGGGGGAGGUGGGGAAGGAGCAGAGGGUGGCGAGGACCAAGGCGCACCCGCUGAGGACGUGGGGCCGACUGACUUCUCGGGGGCGGGGCGGAGGAGGGAUGGAUCCAUCUACCCGCGCGCCCCCGGCCCCACUCUCCAAAAACGCGCAGGCCCCAUCUCCCCCGCCCCCUUCUCCGCCUCGGCCCCGACGCCGUGGCUCCGCGGCGUGGAAGGUUGGCGCGCGCAGUGGUUCGUGGAGGGGUUAAGCGCGGGCAGGAACUAUACGGUGUAUGUGGUGAGGGGGGACACGGGCACGAUCGGCGGCCAGCUGGUGUCGGGGCCGGUGUACAUGCGGACGAAGAGCGCCACCUUCGCCUGCCCGCUCGCGCACUCGCUGCCGUUCUGCCCGGGCGUGGCGUACGCGGUGCCGCUGGGCGCGCCCGAGGAUGGGGCGGGGAGCUACACCGCCGCGAACUUUCCGACCUCCAUCUCCGGCCCCAUCAGCUCCUCCCUGACGAACUUCACGACCUCCCUGUCCACGUUCGCGUGCGGAAGGGAUAUGUACUCGCCCCUGGUCGGGUGCGCGGACUGCCAGCGGGCGUACCGGGCGUGGGUGUGUGGGGUGGGUGUGCCGCGGUGUGGGGAGGUGGCGGGUGGUGGGGGGACGGGGAGUGGGAGUGGGGUCUACGAGCCGAAUCCGACGGCGACGGGGGUGGCGGCGGAUACGUUGAAUCAGACCCCGCUCUCCUCGUCAUCCUCAAACUCCUCCUCCUCAUCAUCCAACUCCUCCAACUCCUCCAACUCCUCAAACUCCUCCUCAAACGCGACCACCCCCCGCCCGGCCCUCGUCGCGCAGCCGGCGGGCAAGAUCGCGCGGAACCCGGACUGGCCGGAGGUGGGGUACGAGUGGGUGCGGGUGAUGCCGUGUUUGGAGGUGAAAGAUAAGUGGGCGUUCAAGCCCACGCUUGUUGCGAGGAAGGAAGGUUUGAACCUCCGCUUGUUGUGCGCCGUCACUUGGACGGAUCAACGAAGAUUGUCAGGAUCGAGGAUGCAGCUCGCUAUUGGCGGCAUCGCACUUGCGCUCGCGCUAUCGUUCGUAGCGGCGCAGGGCUUCCUGCCCGACUCUCAGAUCGCGCUCGUGCGCGCGCGACUCGACGAGCUGUCGCAGCUCAGCUGGGAGCUCGGCACGCGCGCGGAGGCGCUCCUCGAGCACGACGCGCCGCAGUGGUCCGUGUUCGCCGACCGGCCGCUGCCCCCGCCGCGCGCCGCGGACGGCUCGGAUGGAUUGCGGGACGUGCUCGCGAUCGCGCGGCGCGUGGUCACCAGUCGCGGUGGGGCGGCGGGCCCGCAGCCGCUUAUGGCGGACGGCGCGGCGGGGGACCCGGCGUCGAACCUGGUCGCGGUGCUGCUGGCGGACUGGACGGGGCAGGAUGGCGGGCAGGUGGCGAAGACGGGGGACGGGGCGAUCUCGCAUAGGGUGCAGCCGGUGUCGCUUUGGAGCGAUUACAUAUCCAUGGUGCCGACGUCGUUCGCGUAUGCGGGGGUGCUGUCGGGCAACCAGUCGUAUGUCGAGGAGGCGUACCAUCAGAUCAAGCUGUACCGCAACUAUUUGCGUGACGCCGGCGCCGGGAACCUUUGGCAUCACAUUGUCUAUGGCUGGUGGGAUGAUGCGGGGCAUUGGACGACUGGCAACGGCUGGGCCGCCGCCGGUAUGCUCCGCGUCCUCGCCACCAUUCGGCACUCCGCCUACGCGCCGCUCAUGGUCCAAGAACAAGCCGACCUCACCGCCUGGAUCAGGGAGAUUCACGACGCGGUCUUCCCGCACCUCGACGAUUCCCAUAUCUUUCUGAACUACGUCGACGCGCCCAGCACGGAUGGUAACAACUUCUACGACGCGGCGGGCACGGCGCUGCUAGCGGCCACUGUCUACCGCUAUGCGCUGAUGACAGGUGAUGUGACGCACAUACCGUAUGCAGAGGGGAUACGGGAGGAGCUGGCAAGGAAGGAGGGGGAGGGGUACGCGCACUUCUCGCCGGAGGGCGUGUUGAGGCCGGUCGUGAAUCCGCAUGACUAUUCGAAGCAGGGCGAUGCGAGCGCGGAGGGGCAGGCGUUUGUGAUGAUGCUGGAUGCGGCGUAUGGGGAGUGGCGGGCGAAGGGUGGCGUGAACAUGGCCACGGCGGACGGUGGAGGCGGGGGCAGGAGCAACAGUAGGAGGCGCGCGCGGUGUGCGAGUCAGACAUUGGGAAGGCGGAUGUGGCUGGAGCGUGGUGGUGGGGGACAUCGUCGGGUGGGCGCUGCGUCACUGCCUCAGUCAGCUCGCGUGACGCAGGAGCCACUCGCUGAAGCUGAGCUGUAUGGGCAGAGUAAGUAG